AUGACCAUCAACAUCAUCGCAUCGAUGGAAAAGAAAUACAAAGGAUUUGUCAGCUACGCUUUGUUUCUGUUGCGGCCGCAGUUUAUCCUCCGAAGCGAGCGCGUGUGCCGCAGUGGCAGCCCUGGCACGGAAAUGUUUUUCCUCAUCGAAGGCGAGUGCGAGCAAAUGGACCAAGAUAACCACAACGUCCGCGUGUUGGGAGAGGGGACAUUAUUUGAAGCAUAUGCGUUGCUGGCACCCCCAGAAGAGCACUACCGUAUGCAAAGCACCGUCACCGCCCUCACGCCAACGUGCCAGCUGUACUCGUUGUCGGUGCACGAGUUUGAGUCCAUAGCCGACUUGUCACCUGCGAUUUCGGUGAAUUUGGCGUACGAGUUUGCGAAAUCGAUCCUCCAAGAUGACUUUUUGACGUUGAACGACGAACAAGAGGCCGUGGUGUUGGGGGCAAUUGAACGCAAGAAGACGCUGCACCCCGAGGGUUUGAACUACGGUCCUCUCACCAACAUGGCUAAGGUGGCGAUGGCCAAGCUGCGCAUUGUCAAAGGAAGCGUGCUCCCUGAAAACGUCAAAGAAGCGAUGAAAGGGGUCAUGUCCAAGACCAAGCACACGCUGGGGCUGGCGUCGGGGGCGUCGUAA
Messenger RNA from Aphanomyces astaci, 636 nucleotides. RefSeq lists its product as hypothetical. The coding region runs from base 1 to 636 and encodes 211 amino acids. NCBI's taxonomy places the organism in Eukaryota, Oomycota, Saprolegniomycetes, Saprolegniales, Verrucalvaceae. The transcript is spliced from 5 exons. The record is from RefSeq and is a predicted model, not a curated record.